CAACGCAACAGGUCCACGAGCUGCAAUCGAUGGUCGCGAAGCACGAAGCCCUCCAAUCACUUCGAACCAAGCUCGUGGAACAUUUUCCGUGCAACAGCAGCAGCAACAACAAUGAGAUGCGAAACCGAAUCUUGACCAGUACAUCCAGGGCUGAGCUAGACGAUUUGUACGCGCCCUUCAAGCCACCAGCCAAAGGAAGCAUCCUAGAGCGAAUCACGUCCGAACACCCCAAAUUGGUCGAGACAAUCGACGAGCUCUGGAACGCCAAAGACGAGCCUGACGACAAGCGAUGGUCCAGGCUGGGACCACGGCAGGCAGUAGUCCAGGUGUUGGGAAAUAAAAUAGCUGCUGAACCCCAGGUCGCCUGGUGGGUGAUGGAAGAAUUGCGAAAGCAUUGCCGCGUCAAGACAACCGAAGUGAAAAAGAAAUCGAAUGGUGACGGCAACACCAAGAAGCCGAAUCCUAAAGAAUCAAGCGCCAAGAAACACGUGAGCAAUGACAGCAGCAAGGCCAWUAAAUACAGCGUAACGUACGGGGAAUUUUCGGGGAAUCUAUUAUUCCUCAAAGACCACCAAGUCUUGGCGAUUAGAAGAGGAGUCAAAGAAAAAGCACUGAAAAUGGCAUUCGAGAUUGAUUCCGGGAAAAUGGAAUCGUACCUCCUUUGGAGAUUUCGAAAUGAAACCAAGAACAAAAGGAGCAAUAUCCAGAAAGAUGAAAACACCGUCACGGCCUCGAAGACAAGGAUUGUUCCGGCUGCACUCCUGCGCCACAGGUCGUUGUUAGAAGAAGGCGUUCACGACGCCUGGAACCGCUUGCUCCGGAGAAGGACGACCACGCGGCUCUGGGGAGAUAAGUGCGCGGAGGCCCAGGACCGUGCUUGUGUGGUGUUCGAGGACAACCUACAGCGUGCACUUCUUGCACCACCGUAUCCCCGGAAUCCUCGACCUCUGCUGGCGCUCGAUCCAGGGUUCGCUGCCGGCAUCAAGUCUGCGCUGCUAGCGUCGGACGGAACCGUCGUGGACUUUGACACGGUUCGGUUCUUGGGGCCGCAACGGGCUUCCGCGGUGACUAAGCUCGAAUUUCUGCUGAAAAGCGUGAAAGGCACCGCAGAGCAGAUAAAUGAUGAAAAAAAAGAGGUUAUAGUUGCUCUUGGCAACGGCCAUGGGAGUACCGAUUGCCGUCAGUUGGUCGAGGAAGCAUCAGCCAACAGUGGGAUUUCCGUGAACAUUCAACUGGUCAACGAAGCCGGUGCCAGUGUGUGGAGUGUUACCGAAAACGCGAGAGCCGAAUUCCCGGAGCAUCCACCAUCAGCGAUUGCCGCCGCAUCAAUCGGACGGCGGCUCCAAAAUCCUCUCUUUGAAUUGGUCAAGGUUCCACCGAGGUCAUUGGGGUUGGGAAUGUACCAACACGAUCUGAGCGAAAAGGAGCUGGAUGAAAAGCUCGAACGCACGAGCGUUGAUGCAGUGGCUACUGUGGGUGUCGAUGUCAAUUCGGGAAGUCUUGAAAUCCUCCAAAAGGUCCCCGGACUGUCGGAAAGACUUUCGAAAAAAAUCAUUGCCUCCCGACCAAUCCAACGCCGAAGUGAUUUGCUCACCAGGAUCGAUGGGUUGGGCCCCAAAACCUACGAAAAUUGUGCUGGUUUUGUCCGUGUUUCCAACGGUCCGGAAGCCCUAGACGAUACACUCGUGCACCCAGAAUCCUACGAGUUGGCACGUUGGCUUUUGAAGGAAUUCUCGUGGGAAUUGUCAGACCAUGGAGACAAAAAUCCCGCCACCAAUCUGCCACCUCGAGAACAUUGGAAGACUGAAUGGAAGGACUUGGUGGCGAAAGCGGCAAAAAAACACGGUGUCACCCAGGAUCGGGUGCUUGCAGUCAUGAAGAAUCUGGUAGAUUCGAUUUCCAAAGAGGAUCCUCGAUGGAAGAUCCUCGAAAACAAUGAUGCCUUGUCUGGAAAGGAUUCUUCGACUGGAGGUUCUAUAGGGCUGGUCGAAUCAUGUAAGCCCCUAGAUGCAGAAUGGUCCAGCACGAAGCGAUUGGCAGAAGAGAUUAUUAAAAACGGAGGACCGAUCCGUGGUAUCAUYGGCACAAUAAGCAACGUCGCGGAUUUUGGUGCCUUCAUCGAUCUCGGAAACCAACACAACGGGUUGCUUCACGUGUCCAAACUCGGUCCGAGCCUCAGGCUGCAAGGCUUGCUGAUCGGGCARCGGGUCGGUGUCGACAUACUGAUGGUUGCAACGGACACAGGUCGAAUCGCUCUGGGACUGCAUGGCUGCAAUCUGCAGGCCACCGGCUCAAAACCUCCGCCCAAACGAAGCACUUCCAAUGGUUCUGCACGCAGCUCAAGAACACGUGUUCGAGGAUCCUCCUCGUCGUCAACAAAACUCAGCAAUCACACUAGAAGCAGUGGUGUCAAGAGGUCCAUUACGACAACCACAAGUAGGAAAAGAAAAAGUAGUAGCGCUGAGAGACGAAAACGGCAAAAACGACGCUGAUCCGGGAAAUAACGGAUUGGAUUAUUU
Pseudo-nitzschia multistriata is the source of this 2519-nucleotide messenger RNA. Lineage: Eukaryota; Bacillariophyta; Bacillariophyceae; Bacillariales; Bacillariaceae. The record is from the annotation of a GenBank genome assembly.